AUGCUGGCACCGAGCUGGAUGCAGAUUGUUGAUGACGUUGAUGUAUUACUUAUUAUAAUCAGUGCAGUUGAGCACCUGAAAGGAAUUGGUUUAUUAGUACCGAAGGAGCGAUAUUCGAAGUGUAAAAAGCAGUCGUUCGAUGCGUAUCAGAAGGCUGAUUUCCGGGCGGUUCGCGAUGUUGACCAGUUACUAUUACCAUACGGACUGCAACUGAGCGAUGUCGUUAAUGUGCAGUGA
Anisakis simplex (herring worm) is the source of this 237-nucleotide messenger RNA. NCBI's taxonomy places the organism in Eukaryota, Metazoa, Nematoda, Chromadorea, Rhabditida, Anisakidae. The record is from the annotation of a GenBank genome assembly.